This is a messenger RNA of Sorghum bicolor (sorghum), 910 nucleotides long. RefSeq names its product sulfated surface glycoprotein 185. The transcript has 2 exons. The record is from RefSeq and is a predicted model, not a curated record. The coding region runs from base 54 to 647 and encodes 197 amino acids. NCBI's taxonomy places the organism in Eukaryota, Viridiplantae, Streptophyta, Magnoliopsida, Poales, Poaceae.
GCGGCAGUUAAGCUCAUCAGCUCACCGAGGACGACGACCGCGAGAGACCAGCGAUGGCGGGCUUCAAAUCGCUCGGCAUUGUCCUGGUUGUUGUCGCGGCGCUCCUCGCCGCCACGGCGAGGGCGGUGGACGACGAGCACAUGUACCACUGGAAGUGCUUCAAGUCGUGCACGGGGAACUGCCACGACGAGGACGCCGCCGCCGCCGCCGUUGACGACGACGUCGUCGCCGCCAACGACGGCAACCACUCCGGGGCCUCGAACAUCUCCGGCGGCAAGUGCAAGAACAGGUGCCUCAGCGAGUGCUUCGAGGACCUGCCGGCCCAAUGCUACCACCAGUGCGUCGUCACCAACUGCCUCUCCUUCCCACCCUUUAGCAACGAGAAAACGAUGUGCCUGAAGAGCUGCUGCGAGAAAUGCUUCCACCACGGCCCGCCAGCGCCUGGUCCUGGCCCGAAGCCGCCUGCCCCGACGAUGCCGAAGCCACCGCCGAGGCCGCCAGCGCCAAAGCCGCCUGCCCCGACGAAGCCGAAGCCACCAAAGCCUAGCCCGCCUGCCCCGACCAAGCCGAAGCCACCGACGCCCAAGGCGCCACCACCGCCCAAGAAGCCGUGUCCUCCCGGCAGCGACGAGGUGAACAACAACUGAUACGAUGGAUCCACCGGUCAUCAGAAUAUAUAUAUAACUCAUAUACUUAACGUGUGCAUCAAGUGGAUCCGGCCCACUAUAUACGACGCAUAUAUAUUGUACGCAGUUUGGAGAGUGCAGUUAACUGCUGCGAGCAAAAGAAGCAAUAUAGUGCUAUUAUCUCUGUUGCUCUAUAGUGCUAGAAUUAUAGAGCUCCCGGUGGCAAUGUAUAUAUGUGCUAUUAUCUCUGUUGCUCUAUAAUACUAAACCAAGCUUAGCGUUAA